CAAAGGCAAAGAACACAUAUUAUCUAGCGCGUCUGUUCCCUUCAACCACUCGCUUUAAGCGUGGCAUCUCCUACAACCAUAAUCUUGACGGUUCAUUUCAAAAAUACUUCGCUAUGGGUAAGACAUUUCGUCUCUUACCUGCUCCUGUCAAAACAGGGGAAUCCCAAGCCGCUGUGCCCCAACGAGAAAUAGUUGUGCGAAAGCGCAAACAGCCCGUGUCUUCAGCCUGUGAAGAAUGUCGCAAACGGAAGUCAAAGUGCACUGUUCCGUGGCCUUGUUCACCAUGUCAGCGUCGCAACACUGAUUGUUACUUGAAUCCGACGGCCGAUUUGAAGGUGCAUCAUCGGGCACUGCAACGUAAAUACUCCGAGGUUCAAGCUGGUAACAGUCGCUUCCAAACCAUUUAUUCGAUGUUGCGAGAGAAGCCCGAGGAUGUAGCACUCUCUAUCUUGAGGCAGAUUCGGACAGGAGCGGACCCUGAUGCUAUCUUCAGCUUGGUGGAGGAUGGGGAUCUACUGAUGCAGCUGCACCUAGCCCCUUCGUCUCAAUUCCGCUACACAUUCCCAUACCGGAGUGCGAUGCCUGGCGUCCUAGUCGAAACGAAGAGUACAUAUAUGGAAGCAUUGGUUCUCGAGGCGCCAUAUCCUGGACAGGAGCCUCCAGAACCGUUUGGGUCCCAAUCAAUUUCGGAUUUAGAGGCCCCAUAUUAUAUGCCAUACCACUCUGCGAACCUAGUUGAACCAAUGCUAGAUCGCGCUACGAUCUCUGCCUGGACGACAGUGUGCACAGAUGAGUCUUUGCUACACAGUCUCAUGGAAGCUUACUUCCUGCAUAUAUUUACCGCGUUCCCCCUCUUUCACAAAGAAUGUUUCCUCCGAGAUUUGACUUCUGGAUCUCAACGUUUCUGCUCCAGCCUACUUGUUAAUGCUGUCUUAGCUCAUGCUUGCCACGCUACGCCCAAGGUUGCGCACCGCAAUGAGCAUUGGAACCCACGAAAUAUUGGCUAUAUAUUCCUCGCCGAGGUCCGGCGCUUAUUGGAACUUGAAGCUGAUCGAUCAAGAAUCACAACAGUUCAGGCGAUGCUCGUGAUGAACAUUACCAUGAACGAGCAGGGUGUUGACGGCGCCUCAUAUCAGUAUUUGACUAAGGCCGUAGCUCUCGCACAGCGCAUGGGUCUGUUCAACUCGCCCAGGGAAAACAUGGAGCAAUAUGCGGACUCAGAUAUUAACGUCGUUCGUGAAGUGACAGCCUGGGCUCUUUUCGCUUGGCAAGGAAUCAUGUCCUCCAUGUUUUAUGACCCGCCUCUGAUCACAGAGCCACCUCAGACGUCCUGUCCGGACCCCGCCCAAUUCCCAUUCUGGUAUGGCGAUCUCUGGAUUCGAUACCCCUCAUGUCAAGUAUCCAUAUCAACCAAAUAUCACCAAACUUUCAAGGCUUACUUGGGGUUUUGGACCAUAUUCAACGAUAUCGCACUCGUUUCGUUUCCGCCUGGACGGAACCCGUCACUUUCCCUCAGUCAGGCAGCUGAGUUCUAUGCUCGAUUACAGUCCUGGUUCGAGGAUCUACCAGAUGACUUGCAGCCAGGGAGAAUAGUUCUACCUUUUCAACUGAAGCUACAUAUUCAAUAUUGGUCUCUUCUGAUGGAUCUCUUCAAGCCAUUUGCAGACUUGGAUGAGCACACAGAAGCACUGGAUAUGACGUCCUCAGAGAUAUAUCGAGAUGCUCGGUUAAAACAAGAUCUCGUGCUACGAAUUUAUUACCUGCGGCAUGGGACGGAAACUCACGACUGUUGGCUCUUUAUGUUCCUCCUCAAGCUUAGUUUUAUCGCGCUAGAAGAAGUGGCAUCUUCUCCAGGCCAUCAAGUCUCGCUUUCAACUUUGAUUUUGGCACUAGAGAGCCUCGACAACCAAGGUAAAUGUUAUUUUAUGGCAGAGUUCGCGCUACGAACGAUCUGUGCAAAGAUGCGUUCUCAGGACCUGGUGACCCUCAAGCAAUUCACAACCUUUCAGGAUCUUGAUGACCCUCAGAUCAUAGCAAGGCUCAUGAGCCUCAUUAAGUCAAACUGGCCUGUAAACAUGGAUUUUGCAAAACAAGAACGAAAGAACCUCCGCGAUGUAGCUGCUGAGAUCAUAGGGAUGGGCACGGCAGACGAUGAGUAGCACUAUACUAGCUUGAGUUGAUAGCGAUAGUGAGAGUGAGAGUGGGGAAUACAGAAAAGGUUGACCAGGAUUGGCGAGGACUACAGCGCAGGAUAGUUCUCUGGUAUCACUUUGUCAAUAGGGAGUAGUUCGGUAUAUAAACAAAGAGCUGUUUGAAUUUCUCUUG
Fusarium redolens is the source of this 2325-nucleotide messenger RNA. Its product is annotated as fungal-specific transcription factor domain-containing protein. The record is from RefSeq and is a predicted model, not a curated record. Bases 114 to 2159 code for a protein of 681 amino acids. Gene Ontology annotation, molecular function: DNA binding; DNA-binding transcription factor activity, RNA polymerase II-specific; zinc ion binding. Gene Ontology annotation, biological process: DNA-templated transcription; regulation of DNA-templated transcription. The transcript is spliced from 4 exons. NCBI's taxonomy places the organism in Eukaryota, Fungi, Ascomycota, Sordariomycetes, Hypocreales, Nectriaceae.